Molecule: messenger RNA, 2521 nt
Organism: Solanum pennellii
Lineage: Eukaryota; Viridiplantae; Streptophyta; Magnoliopsida; Solanales; Solanaceae
Exons: 5
Coding region: 73-2037 (654 amino acids)
Source: RefSeq, a predicted model, not a curated record
UUCACAUUUCUAAAACCUUAGCCUAUAUAGAUAUUUUUUUUUUCCUCCUUUUUAAUUUUCUUUGCGUGUAAUAUGGAUUUGGGGCAAUUAAUGUUGAGAGAAACUCAAAUAAUAGAUCACAAUAAUAAGGAAAAAAAGUAUAGUAAUUAUAAUUCUAGUGCUACUUCUUCAAUUGCUUCACAUGAAGAUUUGAGGAGUAGAAUUGAAUCAUUUCAUAUGCUAGAAAAGGCUAAUAUUUCUAAGACUGAAUCUACCGAAAAGAAACUUUCAUGGCUACGUUCACAGAUUAUUGGUGAAAAUGUCGAUUUCGAAUCCCCUUUUGGGAAACGUAGGCUUACUUAUGCUGAUCAUACUGCCUCUGGAAGAUCCCUUCACUAUAUCGAAAACUAUAUCAUCAAUAACGUCCUUCCUUUCUAUGGUAAUAGUCAUACUAGUGAUAGUCAUGUGGGAUACCAAACAACAAAAUUAGUGCAUGAAGCAGCUGCUUAUGUGAAGAAAUGCUUAGGUGGAGGAGAUGAAGAUGCAAUUAUAUUUUGUGGUUCUGGUUCCACUGCUGCUAUCAAAAGGCUACAAGAAGUUAUGGGGAUUUCAAUCCCUUCUAUACUAAGAGAAAAAGUACUCACAAAAUGCUUUCGUAACGAAAUGAAAGAGAGAUGGGUGGUGUUUGUUGGACCUUAUGAACAUCACUCUAACAUUCUUUCAUGGAGACAGAGUUUAGCUGAAGUUGUGGAGAUUGGAUUGGACGAAAACGGGCUAGUAGAUAUGGAAGCAUUGAGGGAUCAGCUUGAGUUCUAUAAGUCUACGAAUAGACCAUUGUUGGGUUCGUUCUCAGCUUGUAGUAAUGUUACUGGGACUUAUUCUGAUACAAGAGCUAUCGCUCGUCUACUUCAUAAAAAUGGAGCUUUUGCUUGCUUUGAUUUCGCAGCAAGUGGUCCAUACGCGAAAAUAGAGAUGAGAUCAGGUGAGAUCGAUGGAUAUGAUGCUGUUUUUAUUAGUCCUCAUAAGUUUCUUGGAGGUCCAGGCACACCUGGAAUUCUUGUAAUGAACAAAGCACUCUAUACAUUGAGGACUUUACCUCCAUCUACUUGUGGAGGUGGUACUGUUGAUUUUGUCAACCCCUACAAUGAAAAGGACACACUCUAUGUGGAGAAUAUUGAAGAAAGGGAAGAUGCAGGAACACCACCAAUUAUUCAGAAAGUGAGAACAGCACUUGCAUUUUGGGUGAAAGAGUUCAUAAGUCAUAAAGUAAUUGAAAGAAUGGAACACACUUACAUUGAACUUGCACUACAAAGGCUUCUCCCAAAUCCUAACAUAUGGAUUUUAGGAAAUGUAACAGCCAAGAGACAAGCUGUGCUUUCUUUUCUCAUAUAUACUACAACUCACUCUUCGUCAAGUGAUGGAAAUGGCGGAGACAAUGAACUUUACUUAUGGAGAGAGACGGGGAACAAGAAAGAUAAGCCACUUCACGGCCCUUUUGUUGCUAAGCUGCUUAAUGACCUAUUUGGUAUUCAAGCUAGAGGAGGAUGUGCUUGUGCAGGACCCUAUGGGCAUAUCUUGCUCAAGGUUGAUGAACCUCGUUCUCUAGCGUUCAAAGAUGCAAUUGAGAUGGGCUAUAGUGGAGUGAAGCCGGGAUGGACAAGGGUCAGUUUCCCCUACUACAUGUCCAAGGAAGAAUUUGAGUUCAUUCUAGCAGCAUUAGAAUUCAUAGCCAUUUAUGGACAAAGGUUCCUUCCUAUGUACCAUUUCAACUGGAAGAGUGGUGCUUGGACUUUCAAGAAAAAAGCUUUCAAGGAGGCACUCAUAGGAAGAGAUCACAAUUGCAAUUUUUGUGGCUCACCAAUGAAGGGGUUGAACCUAGGUUGCCACGACACUGAAGAGAACAACCAUGUAGAAAGCCCCGCAAAAGAAGGUCUCAUUUGCAAGUACGUAAAGUACCUUGAAACAGCCAAGCGCAUUGCUAGCCUCCUUCCCAAAUUCCCAGCUCAACGGUCCAUACCUGAAGAAAUAAACCCUAACCUAGUACCCUUCAGAGUCUGAAGAUUGAAAUCGCAUCGCUGAGCUUAUACUUUUGGAAAGAGAAUGCUCGUUCUCACUCUCCAAUAUGAUCAUUUAGUUGUCUAAUCUUUGGUUGGGCAAAUACAAGGGUAAUUACAUGUAAUAAACUAGAAGGAUACGAUGGCAUGAGUAUACUAUACUUCAAUAUUUUCUUUCUUCAUGUAAUAAACUAGAAGGAUACAAUGGCACAAGUAUACAUUACUUCAAUAUUUUCUUUUUUUCAUGUAAUAAACUAGAAGGAUAUGAUGGAAUGACUAAACUAUACUUCAAUAUUUUCUUUUUCCUUGUGAUUGUUAUGAAAUUCAUGUUUAAUCGAUUAGAAAAGGUAUGUUCAUUCUCAUUGUAGGGAAAGAUCAUGCCAUAGUCUAACAUUUAGUUGGACAAACAAAAAUAGGAAGAAUAUAUAUUAAACUAGGAAGAAGAGCCUGGGACUAACACUCUUUUUAGUAUCUUUUGUAUCUUCUUG